Rangifer tarandus platyrhynchus (Svalbard reindeer) is the source of this 3000-nucleotide messenger RNA. The record is from the annotation of a GenBank genome assembly. NCBI's taxonomy places the organism in Eukaryota, Metazoa, Chordata, Mammalia, Artiodactyla, Cervidae.
AUGAAGGACAGCGGGGACUCCAAGGACCAGCAACUCAUGGUGGCGCUCCGGGUCCGGCCCAUCAGCGUGGCGGAGCUGGAAGAAGGAGCCACCCUCAUCGCCCACAAAGUGGACGAGCAGAUGGUGGUUCUUAUGGAUCCAAUGGAGGAUCCUGAUGACAUCCUACGGGCACACCGCUCCCGGGAGAAGUCCUACAUGUUCGACGUGGCCUUUGACUUCACUGCCACCCAGGAGAUGGUGUAUCAGGCCACCACCAAGAGCCUCAUCGAAGGUGUCAUCUCAGGCUACAAUGCCACCGUCUUUGCCUAUGGCCCCACAGGCUGCGGGAAGACCCACACCAUGCUGGGCACAGACCACGAGCCCGGCAUCUACGUCCGGACCCUCAACGACCUCUUCCGAGCCAUCGAGGAGACCAGCGACGACAUGGAAUACGAGGUGUCCAUGUCCUACUUGGAGAUCUACAAUGAGAUGAUCCGGGACCUGCUGAACCCUGCCCUGGGGUACCUGGAGCUGAGGGAAGACUCCAAGGGGGUCAUCCAGGUGGCGGGAAUCACCGAGGUCUCCACCAUCAACGCCAAAGAGAUCAUGCAGCUGCUGAUGAGGGGGAACCGGCAGAGGACCCAGGAGCCCACGGCCGCCAACCAGACGUCCUCGCGCUCCCACGCUGUGCUCCAGGUGGCCGUGCGCCAGCGCAGCCGGGCCAGGGACGUCCUGCAGGAGGUGCGGCAGGGCCGCCUCUUCAUGAUCGACCUGGCUGGCUCUGAGCGGGCCUCCCAGACACAGAACCGUGGGCAGCGCAUGAAAGAGGGGGCCCACAUCAACCGCUCGCUGCUGGCCCUGGGCAACUGCAUCAAUGCGCUGAGCGACAAGGGCACCAACAAGUACAUCAACUAUCGUGACAGCAAGCUCACCCGCCUCCUGAAGGACUCCCUGGGGGGAAACAGCCGCACCGUGAUGAUCGCCCACAUCAGCCCAGCGAGCAGCGCCUUCGAGGAGUCCCGGAACACCCUGACCUAUGCCGGCCGGGCCAAGAACAUCAAGACUCGGGCGAAGCAGAACCUGCUCAGUGUCUCCUACCACGUCGCCCAGCACACGAACAUCAUCGCUGACCUCCGGGGCGAGAUCCAGAGGCUCAAGGGCAAGAUCGAGGAGCGGGGCGGGCGCAGCCCGGACCGAGCCCAGCUGGGGCGGAGCGACAUCCGCCACAUCCAGGCCGAGGUGCAGCAGCAUAGUGGGCAGGGCGAACAGGCUGCGAUGGAACACCUUCGUGAGCAGCUGAUCAGCACCUUCGAGGAGCAGAUGGACAUGCGGAGACGCCUGCUGGAGCUGGAGAGCCACGGCAUGGAGCUGCAGAUGGACACCUCCCGCCACCUGCUCACCAUUGCCGGCUGGAAGCACGAGAAGUCACGCCGGGCACUCAAGUGGCGGGAGGAGCGUCGGAAGGAAUCCUUCACUAAGGAUGACCCCGGGAAGGACUUGGACACCGGUGAUGGCCAGCCAGACAUCGAGGAGCCCGCCGAGGUGGUGUCCGCCCACGAAAGCAUCGCUGCCUUGAUGACCGAGCAGAAGAAGCUGCGAAAGCAGAAGCUGGCGCUGGAGCAGCGGUGCCGAGAGCUGCGCGCGCGGGGCCGCCGCCUGGAGGAGACGCUGCCGCGGCGUGUCAGCUCGGAGGAGCAGCGCGAGGCGCUCGGCCUGCUCUGCCGCGUGCACGAGCUGGAGCUGGAGAAAGCCGAGAUGCAGUCGCACUCCCUGCUCCGCGACGGCGCGCUCCGCCACCGCCGCGAGGCCCUGCGCCGCCUGGAGCAGCGCCGCAGCCUCUGCGAGGAGAUCAUCCGCGCCCAGCGGCAGCUCAUCCAGGACUGCAACCUGGCCGUCCCGCAGCACCUGGAGGAGCUGUAUGAAGUGUACCUGAGGGAGCAGGAGGAGGGCAACCUGGAGCGCGCCACCAUGAUGGACCGCCUGGCCUCUCGGGCCUUGCAGGACAGCGCCUUGCCCAAGAUUAGCCCCCCAGGAACCGUGCCGACCCCGGAGGAGUCUGACCUAGAGAACGUCAAGAUGCCGAGCUCCGAGUCCCCGCACCAACACAAGAGCUUCCUCCCUCUGCUCAGCACUGAGAGUGAAGCCAACCACGUGUUCAAGGCCAGCUCCCGGGCUUGGCAAGCGAAGGGCUCCUCUGUGCCCACCCCACCCCCUAUCCCGGCCGGCAACCUGGUGACACAGGAGGCCGCCACUCAGGUUAGUCUGAACGGCCAGAUCAACUCCUCCCCUGAAAGCAUCGAGAAUGUGUCGGAGAUCCCCUUGUCCCGCAAAGGGAGGAAGGAGAUCAUGAGCGACACGAAGAGCAUCUCCGUGAAGGCUGCCCGGCGCCGCUCUCAGGCUGUGGGGGCCGAGGGGCGCCAGCUGCUCGCACCCACCAUGAAGCACAGCAGCCUGUCUCUGCACUCGCUGGGCGAGACUGAUGACGUGCAGCCGCCUGGACCACAGGCCUGCAAGCGGCCGCCCAGCCCCACCCUCCAGCACGCUGCCAGCGAGGACAGCCUGUCCAGCAGCACGGGCGAGGCGCCAUCCCAGGCAGUCGAACGUCAUGGCGAUGGCCCCUGUCCCGCGCUGCAAGCCCAGAAGAAAAGCCUAAGCAAGAAACGAGAGGAGUCUCUGGAGGCAAAGAGGAAGCGGAAGUCCCAGUCUUUUGAAGUCACGGGACAAGGGCUGUCCCGCCCCAAGACGCACAUCGCUGGGCCCCGUCCCAUGGAGAGUAACAUCUCAGACCAGAGGAUGCCAGUGGUUGGGCACCUAACCCCUAGCAUCCGGCACCUGGGAAAGGCCACGCUGCCUAUGGCCAACGUCAAACUCCCUCCGUGCCAGAACUUGGGCCCUGAGGACCUCUCCCCCGUUGCUGCCCCCUCCAACCCAGCGGAUGUUCCUGGACGGGUUACUCGGGUGCCUCGCCUGCCCCAUGGCACAAGCACCCAAAGCAAAGAUGGACGCUUGCGGCACAACUGA